This is a messenger RNA of Paramisgurnus dabryanus, 2473 nucleotides long. RefSeq names its product phosphatidylinositol glycan anchor biosynthesis, class H (gene pigh). NCBI's taxonomy places the organism in Eukaryota, Metazoa, Chordata, Actinopteri, Cypriniformes, Cobitidae. The record is from RefSeq and is a predicted model, not a curated record. Gene Ontology annotation, biological process: GPI anchor biosynthetic process. Gene Ontology annotation, cellular component: glycosylphosphatidylinositol-N-acetylglucosaminyltransferase (GPI-GnT) complex.
GAUCAGCUGAUCGGCUUGUUUUCACUGUGGCGGCGGACAAAGGUCACCAAACGCCACGCAUGAUGGGAAAUGUAGUCCGUCGUUCAGAAUUGAAGCCUGAUGGGAAAUUUAGUCCUUUGUUAACAGACCUUAAACACAAUAAUCUUCCUUUUUAAGUGACACUAAUAUAUAAGUCUAAUCAUAUAAAAGAACCAAUUUUCGAAAAGUUGCGUCAAACUUGUCUAUCACUUACCUUUUUAAUUAUGCACUCAAUGUCCCACAAUGCAAUGUGGUGUUAUUAUUUUUUUUUACAUCCGAGGUCACGACCAUGAAUGUCACUGGAUAAUCGUGCAGCAGUGUUUGAAUAGUUUAUAACAUUUCUAAAGGCAAUAUAGAUUUUUUUAAAGACUUUUUUAUGUUUUGACCCCGAGGUCUGCCACAGAUCAACAUGGCGGAAGAAGAGUUCACAGAUAUAAAUGGGAACUCGAUUUCUUUACAUUGUCAAACUCACUCUGCUUUUUGCAGAGAAUUUGCUGUUAACUCACCCAAAAUGUCGUUGCGCAAAGUGAUGGUGUACACCUGCUUCAUUUGGCUUUUCGCUUAUGCUGUAUUUUUCUUCACUGAGAACACUGCUGUCCUCUCGAGUGCCAUCAUCGUCACGCUUUUGGGAAUGAUCAUUCAUAUUCAUUUUGUGAAAGUGGACCAAGAGACGCUGCUCAUCAUUGGCUCACUUGGUGUCCAGCUGACUUCAUCUUAUGCAUCUGGACGAGAAAGCACAACCUUCAUUGAGAUGAGCAAACUUAAAGACAUUGUCAUCAAUGAGGCUGUGUAUAUGCACAGUAUCAUUUAUUACCUGUGCAUUCUGAUCAAGGAUCCAGCAGAUCCUGAGAAGGUGACCAGUGUUGUUCCACUUUUCCAGAGUUCAAAGCCUCGGCUGAAUUGUUUAGUUCACGUGUACAGAAGCUGUCAGGAGAUUAUUGCACAAUCAAGAUGAGUGUUUCUUUAAAACAGGAAGAUGAGAACACCUGUAAAUACCUACACCUACACUGCAAAUCCUUUUUGUUAGAUACAUUGAUAACACUUUAUAAAUAAGGUUGUAUUUGAAAACAUUAGUAAAUGCGUUUGAUUUCUGUAUUAGUACAUGCUAAAAUGAACCUGAACUAAGAUUUUUUAUUAUUCACUGUUAGUUUAUGUUAGAUAAAAAUGUUACCACUUUGUUAUACAUUGCAAAAAAAUUACUUUCUUAGUAUUUUUGUCUUGUUUUUAGUAUAAAUACCUAAAAAAUCUUAAAUCAAGAUGUAUUAUCUUGAUAAGCAAAAUUACCUUAGAAAAUAAGUCUAGUUUUUAGACAAAAAAUAUACAAUUUUAGUGAAUUUAUGCUUAAAACAAGCAAAAAUAUCUGCCAGUCGGGUGAGAAAAUUUUUUUUACCACAAAAAAUUUUUGGAGUGUAAAAGUUAAUAGUAGGAACAGUAUUCAAGGUUUAUUUAAGAACAUUAUUAUCUACUAAUCCAAAAUAGGUGCAGUUUCCUGAAUAGGCUUUAGAUUAAUCCAGGACUAGCCCGGUUGCAUAAAGCACUUUAAGUGUAAUUUUCCCUUAAAUUCACCCUUAUGUUUCCCUUAAACUUAAAGGUGUUGCAGAAAAACCCCUUAAGUGUUUUCUGUUGCGUCACCAUGGCAACAAUUGUUUUAUAACGGCAAAGCUGGGUCGCUGUCGUGAAACGUGAUUACCUUUACCUAAGAGAACCAUUUAAGGGAUUAUACUGUAUGCAACACCCUUAAAUUAUUAUCUUAGAUAAAGGAAAUUUACCCCUUACCCCUUAGUGUCAUACUUAAGGGAAAAACUUUAGGUGCUUUAUAAGUUAUAUUAGGACAUGUAGGCUAUGUAGUUUUUUACCAACAAACCUUACAAAUAAACAAUAUUGGUGUGCAUCUUGACACAAACCAAUGGCACUCAUGUAUGUUAAGAUAUGUCAGGGUAAGGUGUUUUUAAAUUAAGGCAGCUCAAACGUACAUUUUAGUCUGGGACUAGGAUAAGUCCUGUCUGGGAAACUGCCCCUUAGUAUUCCUUUGUGUGUUUUUACUGUAUUCUUGUGUUCAUACAUAAACGACACUCCUGCUGAUUUUGGUAUUUUCCCUUUUCUAAAUGUUGUUAAUGUUUUUUGUUUUUUUUGUUUUUAUAAAUUAAAAAACUAAAUAGAUUAAUUUACAAAGCUGUCGAUUGUCCUUCUAAAAACAACCACUAGGGGGAAAUGUGUGCCAAUUUUUGGAUCUGUAAUAAAAUUCAGAACAAAUUUAGUUAAUUAGAUGUUAAUGAUAAAAUGAAUAUUUCCUGUUUGGUGCUGUUUUUAACAAUUGAAUGUUUUAAUGAUUGGUUUAGUAUUUCAAUUACACAUUUAUAGAUCAAUGAAAAUAAAACCACUGUAAUUUAAAUGACAUUUGCAAAUAAAUGUUAUGUUUAUAAUAAAAUAAAGUUAAAUGGAAAAAGUCUAAAAA